AUGGCCACCAUUGAGCCGCGUCUGAUUCAUCUAUUGAAUGAUCCGACCACUCCGGAGGCCCCCAACACGGAUGGCCUCAACACGGAGGGCCUCAAUACGGAUGGCAUCACCACGGAGGAUCUCAAUAUGGAGACCUCCAACACGGAAGUCCCCAACACGGAAGUCCCCAACACGGAAGUGCCCAUACAGCCUUCACUACCUUCGCUGCCUGCGCUGCAGCUGCUGCCAUUGUCCGGGAAUCGAGACGGCCCUCUGCCGCCGCUGCAGCUCGAGGGACUUCGAGCCGACAGAUUCUUCGGUAGCGCUGGCCGGAAUGCCGCUCUUCCCGGCCCCAGCGGCGGAGCACUCGGAGCUCCGCUGGCGUCCCCCUUCAUUGGGGACCAGACGACGGCCUUUGGAGAUUUCAGGAGAGAAACCGACUACUCCAGAGAAGGCAAAUAUGCCGGGAGCGCGGCCCUGUAUCCGCUGAAGCUCCUGGUGAGCGAGGUCAAUAUGCCGCCGAUGCCCACGCCGCCCGCCCCGUCCUUCACCAGCAUUCUGAACGAGGGGCCAGAUUUUCAGGAUGACGCUCCUUCAGCUUCUUCGUCUGCGCCGACGUCUUAUACCACGGCCGCGGCAGCUUCCUCGUCAUUGCCCUUUCCCUCCUCGUCUUCCGCAACCGCCACAACCGCAGCCGCAGCCACAUCCAGCAUCGCCUCCGCCUCCGCCUCUACCUCUAACUCCAACAAUAAGAGACCAGCUAUCCAUAUCAAGGAUGAUUUCAUGCAGCUACCGCAGCCCGCCAAGAAGCCAAAGGCGCACCAGGCUCCCCCGAUGCCGCCAAUCAUCAACGGACUGCUUGAGCCACCGCCCCAUGUGUCUCUCUUUCCUCCCAUCGAGUCCAGCGCCUUUGACGAUACCGACGCAGGUCAGAGCAAGCUACUCCACGAGCUCAACUACAGUCCGCCGGGCCCUCGUUUAUCCCCAGAGCCUAACCAGCCGAUGACCAAGCCGAGGACCACAAGGAAACGUUCAAGCAAACCUAGGCGAAAGUGGUCAGAGGAGGAAACGAAUCAUCUGCUCAGGGGUGUCGAUCGCCAUGGUGUGGGCAAGUGGACCAGUAUCCUGGAUGAUCCCGACUUUCAUUUCAACUCGCGCUCGGCCGGUGAUCUCAAGGACCGCUUCCGCACCUGCUGUCCCGAGGAGAUGCGUGUGACCGAUGUUGAUGAGCGCCACUCCCUUGCCCGACGGCGCCAGCUCCGGAACCAGUUCAGGCAGCUGACUUCGCCACUGAAGACGCCGGAGAAGACGGCAGGUGAGACGUCAUUAUCAGAAGGCGGGACUUGGUCGGGCAAGGAUUCGGCCACCGGUACUCCGAGUGAGAUGGAUGAUCCUCCCACGAAGAAGAGCCGCGCCCAUCGCAUGAAGGUGUCAGACCUCGCGGGGCUUGGCAUCACCGGCCCGUUCAGAAGGGCCCGCAGGAGAGAGAGGACGGCCUUCUCCAACCGGGACGACCAGGAGAUCCUGCUAGGCCUUCAGACGUACGGCCCAUCUUGGUCUAAGAUACAACGCGACAAACGCUUUCACCUGGGUAACCGGCAGCCGACGGACCUCCGCGACCGGGUGCGCAACAAGUAUCCCUACAUCUAUCAGCGAAUCGAGAAGGGUGUCUUCCAGCCCAAAGAUGUCAGCAGCACAAACAUUCUCGAACCAAUGGUGAACACGAACAUUGCCAAUGCGUUCAAGCCCCGAACCACCGCCGCAGCGCCAUCACUUGCACUGACGGCGAACAACUCUGCGAGCCGUGGAGCGACACAAGAUGAGCUGCCAAAGUGGCUGUUCCAGACUGCUGGUACAACAGAGCAGCCGCAGCAAGCUCCUCGAGACUCUGACGAGCCUACACCGUCAGCUACUGGCGGAGAGAUGGAUAUCGCCAGGCUGUUACUGGACGAUGCCCAAGCAACAUCCAGCAUGAUUUGA
Molecule: messenger RNA, 1959 nt
Organism: Trichoderma citrinoviride
Lineage: Eukaryota; Fungi; Ascomycota; Sordariomycetes; Hypocreales; Hypocreaceae
Exons: 2
Coding region: 1-1959 (652 amino acids)
Source: RefSeq, a predicted model, not a curated record